AUGACGACGAAGACGAAGAAUAACAGCUACUCCAGGUAUAUAUGUAACACUUUCCCUUCAGAAGAGGCUUUCGAUUUUCCACAAACGAAAUACACUUCGCUUUCCCUAUUGUCUCCUACUAAAUUUCUCGUUGUUCUUCCCCAUAUCACUAUCGAUUUAGGGUUCGGCCUCUAUACCAUUAUCGAUGUUCAUUUGCAGUUUGCACAACUCUGUUUCUGGAUCAGAGUUAGAGCGUUCUCACAAUUUCCUAAUUCAUGGCUUAAGCGGUCGAUUCCGCCAUUAAGAAACUCGCCACCUUUCAACUCAAUGAACUCUCCACAUCUUCAUCUCCUAAUCUCCAAAAAAAAACUCUCGAUUCUAUCUCCCGAACAGAUAGAGCUCGGAAAGAUGUUGUUCGAGACAGGGCAGGUUCAUUUUCUUGAGAAUUGGCCUGAUCCUGGUGUUGAUAAUGAUGAUGAUAAAAAAGCUCUGCUUGCUCAAGUAAUUUUACUUGCUGCUAGGCUGAUGAAUAAGACAAUUAAUUUUGGUAAUUUCUAUAUGUUAUCCUUUUGA
This is a messenger RNA of Lactuca virosa, 552 nucleotides long. The record is from the annotation of a GenBank genome assembly. Lineage: Eukaryota; Viridiplantae; Streptophyta; Magnoliopsida; Asterales; Asteraceae.